UCGCUAACAGGUGGCAUCUGGACAAGGGCGUACGCAGCCUUUCGUACAGUCCACAUACACAUCCAACCUACAUCCGCAUACGCACCCAAUCUCUCUCCCCUCGGCACUCCCUCGUCUCUCCUCGCUCCCAGCAAGCGCGCGAUCCCGCUGCAGUCCACCCGCUCCCGAUUCGACGCCCUCAACCUCCGUAGCGAACGCCGGACGCAAUGGCACGCAAACAGGCCCAGCCGGCGGCGACGAUACCAGCGUCCGCGGCCGCUCCCACGCACGCACAACCGUCCGCCGGAAGGCCAGCUGCGGCCGCGCCGUCGUCAAGCACGAACCUCAAGAACGUCCACGACCCGGCGGCGAUCGCCAACGCGGUGUGGCAGAACUACCUCAAGCAGACGCCGCAGCGCGUCAAGCUGAUCGACGUCUUCAUGGCCUUCCUCGUCGUCGUCGGAGCGAUCCAGUUCGUGUACUGCGUGCUCGCAGGCAACUACCCCUUCAACGCCUUCCUGUCCGGCUUCAGCGCCACCGUAGGACAGUUUGUCCUCACAGCCAGUUUGCGGAUACAGACCAACCCGGAGAACCGAAAGGAGUUCAAGGAGAUCAGUGACGAGCGGUACGUGAGCCCAUGUUCUCCUCUUCGUUUCCUCCUCUCCCCUUCUCUAACCCGUCUCCCAUCCACGUUCUCCCUUCCAACCGCGCUGCCGCACGAGACGCGCAAAGCAGGCUAAAUACAUGUCGAUCCAGGGCGUUUGCGGACUUUGUCUUUGGCAGCCUGCUGCUGCACUUCUUUUGCGUCAACUUCAUCAACUGAGCCGCGGCACCUGGGAAUGAUUUCGGGGGAAGCGAACAAUGGCGUUUUAAGGAACGGCUCCGCGACCGCUCGCAAGAUCUUGCUUGAACGUAGACGGUGUAUGAUAUAUCUGGAGGGGAGAAAACAGGAGCGGGAGAGAUGUGUAAGAUCAAAAAGGGAGAUCAUGGGAAGACGAAGGUAAUCUGCCCAAAAUAGAAAAAAAAAAGAGGCACGCGGUCGGUCUUUUCCUUUUAGAAAAGUAAAUAACUCUUGGAGUGCUCCGGGCGAAACCCGAGAUGAUGUUUCACGCAAAAAAAGCGAGGCGGUUGCCACGAAGCAGAUGUUCUAUAGACUACUCGUCUAGCUAUGCGCCGUUCAUGAACAUGGGCUCUGACGAUGCUUCCCAAUUGAAUCCUUACGUUGCCCUCGUCGCCCCGGGUUUUGACAAUUGGAGAAAUUAAAGGGGGAAAAGAAAUAAAAAAAAAAAAAAUAAAAGACGUAGCCUCCACAUUAAUCAUUUUAACGCCACGGUAUGCGCGCCAUUCACAG
Verruconis gallopava is the source of this 1330-nucleotide messenger RNA. RefSeq lists its product as uncharacterized. Bases 207 to 719 code for a protein of 170 amino acids. The transcript has 2 exons. Lineage: Eukaryota; Fungi; Ascomycota; Dothideomycetes; Venturiales; Sympoventuriaceae. Gene Ontology annotation, cellular component: oligosaccharyltransferase complex; membrane. The record is from RefSeq and is a predicted model, not a curated record. Gene Ontology annotation, biological process: protein N-linked glycosylation.